AUGGUGGGGAAUGGCCGCUCCAUUCUGGACCGGGCUUUAUCCCUCUUGCUGGCCGCCGCCGCACAACAGACGGUGCUGGGCUCCGGCUCAGUGGGCAAGUCGGCGCUGACGGUCCGAUUCAUCAAAGGCAAGUUUGUGGCGCGGUACGAUCCAACCAUCGAGGACUCGUACUCAAAGCCGCUGGUGGUGGACGACGAGGCAUGCAUGCUGGACAUCCUCGACACGGCGGGGCAGGAGGGGUACUCUUCGAUGCUCGACGCGUACAUGAAGUCCGGCGAGGGCUUUAUCCUUGUCUACGAUGUGACGAACCAGGCAUCAUUUGAACACGUGGACGAGAUCCGGCAGCGCAUCGAGCGCUCGCUGGAGGACCGGGCCGUGUGUAUCACGCUCGUUGCCAACAAGAUCGAUCUCGAGGCCGACCGUGUGGUGACCUCGGAAGACGGCGAGGCCAAGGCCAAGCUCUGGGACGCCGACUACGUCGAGUCGUCGGCCAAGACCGACACCAAUGUCACGCUCAUUUUCGAGACCAUUGUCCGGCGCAUCCGAUCGUCCCGCGGCGGCGGCGGCGACGACGACACCCCGUCGAGCUCGUCCAAGAAGAAGGGUUGCACACUCCUGUAA
Molecule: messenger RNA, 621 nt
Organism: Thecamonas trahens ATCC 50062
Lineage: Eukaryota; Apusomonadida; Apusomonadidae
Product: Ras family small GTPase RAP-1
Exons: 1
Coding region: 1-621 (206 amino acids)
Biological process (GO): signal transduction
Cellular component (GO): plasma membrane
Molecular function (GO): GTP binding; GTPase activity; GDP binding
Source: RefSeq, a predicted model, not a curated record